Molecule: messenger RNA, 507 nt
Organism: Strongylus vulgaris
Lineage: Eukaryota; Metazoa; Nematoda; Chromadorea; Rhabditida; Strongylidae
Source: the annotation of a GenBank genome assembly
AUGCCACCAAAUGAGGAGCAAGUGACGGAGAUGGAGGUGCUGCAGUCCAUCUACGGGUCCGACGAAAAUUUCAAGGUUAUGAGUGACACUCGCAUACAGUACAAAUUCGGUGCUGAAUCUUCUAGAAGCUUUGUAAUGGAAAUCGAAUGGCCUCCAGACUACCCUGAAGUUCCUCCAAAGAUUAAUAUGGACGUUUUCUACAAUAGCCACAUUGACGACAAUGUUCGGCAAGAGAUUCGCAGCAAGGUGCUUGAAGUUGCAAAGGAAAACGAGGGUAUGGCAGUUUCAUUCACUUUGAUUGACUACGUCUCGUCAAAUUUCGACGACCUGACUGCUCAUUGGAGCAUACAAGCUCCUAAAGAAGAAGUGAUAAAGGUGGAAGAACGGCCUAAGGAGGAGCCUUUGACAAAAGCAGCCAAGAGGCGUAUGUGGGAUAGAAAUGAAGGGACCGGUAAAGAACGUGGUUGGGACUGGGUGGACAUCCUGAAGCAUCUAGCACAAACAUAA